CGCGCUCCGGCAGGCUGCAGCGACCCGCGCAGUGUGCGCUGUGCCUGUGGCACCGUACGGCCUCGCGUCUUACAAAUGUGUCAAAGCAUCGUUCUCGCGUUCCUCGUAUUCCUCCUGCAGACCCAACGCUGCACCCGAGGGAGCCGAUGCCGGCCCACGUUCAGCAGGCAGCUGCUGCUAAAGCCGUGGGCAUAUUAGCCAAGGAGUCAGCAGAAGUGGCUGAAGAGCUGAUCCAGCUAAAAGUGGUGCAUGGCCUGAUGGUUGCGGUGGGGAACCUGGAUUAUCCACUCAGCCAGAGAAAUGCCAGCAUCUCCCUGGAGUAUUUUGUCCGCACAUACCCCUUUGUGGAGGAGCAUGUAAGGAAGGCAGUAGGACACAUGCUGUUCCAGCUCUUUAAGGACUGUCCUGAGACCUGGUACACAAAAAUAGAUCCAGUCCAGGCUGAAGAACUGGUCUCCAAUCUAGUGGACAGCUCCAAAGACAUGACAAAGAUGCAAUCUGCAGAAGGUAUUCCAGAGUUCAGCAAGACCCCCAGGGAACUCUAGAGAUCUGUUCCUGCAAAUGUGUCUUACAGAUGCCCAAGACCAACCAUGGAGCAUUCAAAUCCACACUCCCAUCAUUUGCUACCAAGCACCUGAGUUCUCUAGACUUCAUUCAAGUGGUAUCAUACCCUACUAGCUCAUAUUAAAGUCCACAGUAAACACCUAGUGUUGUUCUGCAUGAUCUGUAGGGUUAUGUCAGGGAAUGUAAUACAGCAGCCAUAUUCUUAGUGCGCACUAUGGAUGGAGGUCACCAUUCAGGGCACUGCCGACAGGGUACACUUUCUACAAAAAACAGGGCAGUUUGAAGUCUAACAUGAGAUACUCUUCCUUUGAAGACAGACAGACAGUCAAAACAUAUUCUGCAAUAACAGUAGAACCCC
Molecule: messenger RNA, 922 nt
Organism: Meleagris gallopavo (turkey)
Lineage: Eukaryota; Metazoa; Chordata; Aves; Galliformes; Phasianidae
Source: RefSeq, a predicted model, not a curated record